Molecule: messenger RNA, 1665 nt
Organism: Paralichthys olivaceus (Japanese flounder)
Lineage: Eukaryota; Metazoa; Chordata; Actinopteri; Pleuronectiformes; Paralichthyidae
Product: dynein regulatory complex subunit 4-like
Biological process (GO): flagellated sperm motility
Cellular component (GO): microtubule; Golgi apparatus; motile cilium
Molecular function (GO): small GTPase binding; microtubule binding
Source: RefSeq, a predicted model, not a curated record
UAAACGUUAUAAAUGUGGUGAACGAUCAUUGUAGAAGGAAGUUGAAAACGCGAUCAGGAGGAGAGGAUGACGGCGACUAAGGCAGGAAGUGAACUAGUAAAUAUUGCUGCAAGUCAGUCGCAUGUCGUUUUUCAGGUGCACAAUUUGUCGCGCGUUUACGGUAAUCAAUCACAUGGGAUUUUUUUUUUUUUUUACAAGCCUGAGAAGUUUGGCUCCAUCCAUACUGCUGCUGUGGUGUCACCCAAGUGUCCCUGAAAGAACAGAUUUUGCGCCUUCAAGAGGAGCUGGAUCGAGAGAGGGAGGAGACAAACUCCUUUCAGCUGGAGAAGGAAGAAAUUAACGCCAUCUCUGACAACAAACAGAGAGAGCUACAGGAUAUAAUAGCUGAACUGCAAGUGCUACAAACUGACAAAGCAAAGAAUGCACAGUGCCACCAAGCGGAGAUUAAGGUGUUUAAGAAGAGGAUGAAGCACCUCCUUUGUGAACAUCAGAACAUGAUCACUGAGUUGAGAGCAAGUAGUUUAGUAACUACAGAAAAGCAGCAGAAGGAGCAACAAAAAAUAGAGACUGAGCUUCAUAAGAGAAUGAAGAGCAUCAAGGUUGAUAUCGAGAAGAUUAAUGAUGAAUGCCUUGUCAAGGAGCUUAAACUGAAAGAUGCAGAAGAAAUGAUUAAAUUGAGGGACGAAUUGGAGAAGCAACUCAAAGAAACUGAAGCUGUGUAUGGGGAAAAGAUGGCGUUGAUCCUACAAGAGCUGGACAUCAUGAAGAACAAUGGGUUCAUUAAGAAUGAAGAUCACUGGAACAGCCACAUUGACGGUCUCAUAUCAGACCACAACAAAGCUCUCAAUGAAGCUAGUGAGCUGGGUAGAGACUUACUACAGGUUGUGGAUGGGAAUGAUUUACUCAAGACACAGAUUAAAGAAAUGAAGACCAAGCUGAAGGAAAAAGACCUGACCCUUUGUUUGUGUGAUAACAAACGUCUUGCUGAGCUUCUCUUGAAAGCUAAAGAAGAAAUCGCUGAAAUGGAGGCAAAAAUUAAACGCAGCGGAAUGGAAACUAACACCAAAGAAAAGAUCGCAGUAAAGAAGAUGAAAGAUCUAAAGCGGGAUCACGAGAAGCUGAAAGAGAAAUUCAACAAGCUUCAGCUUGAGAGGGAUGAGCUGAACAAGACGCACUCCCAGUCUAUUCAGAAGGUGCAGCAUAAAGCAGAUCUGAAGAACAUGCAGCUGGAAACGAAGCUGAAAGCUCUCACAGACAGUCUGGAGAAGACAAAUGCUCAGCUCUACUCUGUGGUCUCUGCCCCUAACAUGGACCAAACAGCCCUUCAUGAGGUCAUUAAGAACAUUAAGGAAAACCUUGACUCCAGCAAUAAUACCAUCAGGAUCUUACAGUAUAAAAAAGAUCAGAUUUCCAAGGCACGCAAGGAUUUGCUACUGUACUGUAAGGCCAAGCUAAGGGCUGUUGGUGUCCCAGUGGAGGAGCUUCGUCUUGAGCUGGAAAAAGUCAGGCACAGGUCUUAGAUCUUUGCUUUUCCCAAAAGUGAGAAAACAGACAUUUUAGAUAAAAACACCAUCAACAAAGCUGUGAAGCAGGGACUGUUUUCUUAAAGCCAAAGCAGCUUCAUUAAAAAAAAAUAUUUACCAGAAGUUGUAAACUUCAACAAAA